AGGGGCACUGCGACCCCUUACCACCUGCCUGUCCACCCAACCACCGAGGUCCUCUCCACCCUCCCCAGCUGCCUUGGGGUAGGAAAAGGACUCUUCAGCCUCAGCUUCUGACCUCCUCGGGUAUCUCACUCAGAGUUGCUCAAAAGUAGGGCCCCAGGGCUCGGAGCAGCUGGGGAUGGGUACCGAGAAAGAAAUCCCAGAACCGGACUGCCAGGAACAGUUCCAGGCUGCAGUCAGAGUCAUUCAGAACCUGCCUAAGAACAACAGUUAUUACCGCCCCUCCUAUGAAGAGAUGCUUCGAUUCUACAGCUACUACAAGCAGGCUACCAUGGGGCCCUGCCUUGUUCCCCGGCCUGGGUUCUGGGAUCCCAUUGGACGAUAUAAGUGGGAUGCCUGGAACCGCCUGGGCAAGAUGAGUAGGGAGGAGGCCAUGAUUGCCUACAUCACUGAGAUGAAGGUGGUGGCACAGAAGGUGAUCGAUACAGUGCCUCUGGAUGAGGUGGCACCUGACAUGUUUGGUUACUUUGAGCCCCUGUACAGGGUGAUCCCUGACAUGCCGAGGCCCAUGGGAACCUUCCUGAGAAGUAUCCCAGGUUUCGAAGAGCAGGUACCAAAUGGAGAUGCUGGGGUUGCCCCAGAGUCUCCCUGCCUCCCCAAGGAACCAGCACCCCCAAGCCCAGAGUCUCAACCAACCAGGGACCUGGACUCUGAGGUUUUCUGUGAUUCCCUGGAGCAGCUGGAGCCUGAGCUGCAGGUUUGGGCAGAGCAGAUGGACACCGCUGGAGGAGAGCCUGACACCAGAAACAGCCCUGUGCCCCCAACAGGGAAAGAGGGGUUGAAAAGCAGCUUGCCAGGGCCCCAGGAACUGGACUCAUGGCUGGUGGGGACAGUUCGAGCACUGCAGGAGAGUAUGCGGGAUGUCCAGGGAAGACUGCAAAGCCUGGAGAGCAUGCCUGUCCCCCCCAAGCAGCAGAGGCCUCCGUCCAGCGCUCGGCCUUGGCUCCUCAGGCUCUCAGGUCCUACGCUGCUCUUCUUCCUCCUGUGGCCCUUCAUUGUCCAAUGGCUCGUCAGACAGUUUCGGACCCAGAAGAGGUGACUUUCAAUGGAGGAGUCUCUGCAGACAACGGAGGAGGAUCUGUGCCCCUUAGCCUUCCUAGGGUUUAGGAGAACAGCAUUAAUCCCACCCACCACCACUACCAAUUAAUGUUUGCCUUAGCACUCCCCCCCCCCAUGGGGGGGGGCGCAAAUAAGACCCUACCCUUCCCUGCAGCCUCAGAAGGAUGCUUCCGCCACCUCCCAACCCCCAAACCAUCCCAGAUUUCCUCGGAAGGUUGCAGUGCGGUGCACAUCCUGGGUUCUGGGUUGGCCAGUGAUUCGGGGUGGGGCUGCAGCGGCUCAGCCUCUGCCCUCCCCAACCCUGGGUCACCUGACUCUUCUCCCACUCAGCCUCUCCCAGUGGAGGCUCAGCUCUAGGACAGGUUGGGACUUGGGCCGGGUCCUGGGAUUGGUUGGCUGGGAGGCUAUGGGAGGGGGCCGGGAGGCCCCGCCAAGUUGGGGGAAGGCAGAGAGAGCAGGCUCCGGGGGAGGGGCGUGAGCUGAGUUUGCUAGCCUUCCUCUCCCCACUUAUACUCAGGACUUCUUCACUGAAGAUUCACUUACAAAUGAAUGUCUCACUAAAUAAAAUAAAACCUUAAUCUUCUGCGGUCUACAAA
Molecule: messenger RNA, 1712 nt
Organism: Miniopterus natalensis
Lineage: Eukaryota; Metazoa; Chordata; Mammalia; Chiroptera; Miniopteridae
Source: RefSeq, a predicted model, not a curated record